Messenger RNA from Staurois parvus, 1077 nucleotides. The record is from the annotation of a GenBank genome assembly. Lineage: Eukaryota; Metazoa; Chordata; Amphibia; Anura; Ranidae.
AUGUCCAACGAAAGGUACACUAGUGAAGAGGUCAACAGGAUUCUGAGCAUGUCAGGUGAGAGCAAAGGGGAAGACUCCCUGACACAAUCAGCCUCAGAAUAUGAACCCGUAGACAGCAGUAAUACCGAGAGAUAACUCAGACGAUGGAGAAGAGGUCCCUGCUAAGGUCAGGUGUACCCGACCCCAUUCCCAGGUUGCUGAGAUGUUCCAAACGAAUGAUGACUCUCAUAUGCAGCAGAGUGCCAGAACUAGUGCCACUCUACCUUUUGGUGAACUGGCGAGCACCAGCGCCUAGUACAUUCUGGUCUUUCAUAUGCCAGCACUGCAGUAUCACUUGGUGAAGUGGGGUGACAUAAGUGCAGUACAAGCUGGUGCUGUGGUGGGCACAAGUAGUGUCCCACAGCCACCAAGAAUUUGCACACAGGCCCGUAGAGCCCCUAGUAUCCUUCCGGAUGUGCUUGCAAAUCCCGAUUGGCAGCCCACAAAUUCUGCAGCACCCGUACUUUCCCCAUUCACUGUUAAACCCGGAAUUCAGGUGGAAACAGCAAAUUUAAAUACUCCCCUUGAUUUUUUGGAGCGGUUUGUCAAAGAAGAUCUGUAUGCAUUGAUUGUGGAUCAAAACAAUUUAUAUGCACAACAGUUUAUCGCUGCCAACUCACAUUCAAACCUUACCAGACCAUUCGCAUGGAAACCCAUUACGGUUUCCGAAUGUAAAGUUUUUUUGUGCCUAACCCUCAACAUGGGCAUUACUAAAAAAAAAAAAAAAGAAUUGGUCCACAGACCUGAUUCAUCAUAUGCCAGUGUUCUCUGCUGCCAUGGCCAGGCAUAGAUAUGAGAAGUAUAAUGCGUUUUAUGCAUUUCAACGACAACACACACUUUUGUCCUCGGGUGAUCCUGAAUUUGACCAGCUCUACAAAAUUAGGCCCCUUUUAAAUCACCUUAACCAAAAAUUUGCAGAUAUCUAUACUCCCCAGCAAAACAUCUGCGUUGAUGAGUCCCUCAUUAAUUUUUCUGGCCGCCUUGCAUUCAAACAAUUUCUCCCCAGCAAGCGUGCCAGAUAUGGGGUCAAGAUGUACA